Molecule: messenger RNA, 2485 nt
Organism: Diatraea saccharalis (sugarcane borer)
Lineage: Eukaryota; Metazoa; Arthropoda; Insecta; Lepidoptera; Crambidae
Source: the annotation of a GenBank genome assembly
AUGCACUACAGCGACACAUCGACCGUGGCCGUAUUCACUCAGAAACGCGCGGGUCGUCGACUAGGACGGACGUGUUUUGUUAGUCUGCUGUUGUUAUUUUCAAAUUUUAACAUGAAUUGGGACAACGAAACCGUUCUAAGAUUUUUAGAACUUUAUCAGAUGAAUCCGUGUAUAUGGGAUCCUCAGAAUAAUAAUCACAGAAAUAGGCAACGUGUAAAUGACGCAUGGAAUAAUAUCAAAGAAAGUUUGGGGUUGCCUUGCAGUGUGAGGGAUUUAAAAAAGAAGAAAGAGUGCCUGAUGUCGGCUUAUAGAUCCUACAAAGGCAAGAUUAAGAAAUCUGAGAUAUCAGCUGCAGACGCAAAUGACUUGUAUCAACCAACGUGGUAUGCGUUUCCACUAAUGGACAGUUUCUUGGGAUCCGUAUAUACUUGCAACAUCAGUAUAAAUGAGGGCGAAGAAAAUGAAGAGUCAAGUAAAUUUGAUACGAAUGCAACUUCUGAAACUAAAGAUGUUUUGCAAGAAAGACGAAAAAAAUCACUGCCAUCCAUGACUACAUCAUCACCCUCCCAACAUCGUCCAUCCAAUGCAAAGUACACAAAAACAGCAAUUACAUCCGAGGUAUCUAAGCGGAGGCAGCUUAUUGCACCCGAGCUGAUACAAGCGCAGAAACAGAUGGAGGAAGCAUUCAAUCUAAUGAAAAAUGCGUAUCAGAAUCAGCGGUCUACAGAUGAUGAUGAUGAGUGUUCAAUUUUUGGCACACUAAUAGCUAAAAAGUUAAGAAAGCUUUCAGAAGAAGAAAGAGAUAGAAUGAUGGUGAAAAUUAAUCAACUGUUCCUCGAACGUCACGUAACUAGUCGACCAAUUUCAGCAACUUCUUAUUCCCUAUCACCACCAGUAUUUGAAGCGGUAGACUGCGAUGCACCCACUAUAAGGUUAGGCCUAAAGAUGGAAGAGGUAACGAAACGCAAUCAACAGGCUCAUCAGUGAACUAGAUAAGCACAGACGAUUGCUUAUUGUGCACCAAAGAAGUAUACGCAAGCCAUUACAAUGUUUGUAAUAGUCGGCGAAGCCGUCGGUUAGAAAAUGAUUCGCAAAUUUUAAAAAAAAUCUGUGAUAAAAAAUAUUAGGAGAGGUAAUUGAAAAACAUGGCGAAAUUUGGCAUUCAUUAUAUGAUUUUAUUUGAGAAAAAAAAAAUCGUUUGCGGACGUUAUUUCUGUGUAUAAAACCAAUCGAAAGUUAGUGAUUUUUUGGUUUAGGCGCCUUUUUAAUGAAAAUAACCUUUUUCAGCAAGUUUAAUCUUCGCAUUCGAUGCGAAAGAAUUUGUUCCAUUUUAUGCCUGAUACAAUGAGGCAAUAAUUGCUAAUUCAUAAUAUUUGUUAAUUUAAUUACAUAAUAAGGAUAAUUUAUAAGAUUGUUAUUAUAUUUACAUUAUAAAACUAAUUAAUAAAAAUAUAUCAAAAGUUAGAUUGGGUUCACCUUGACCUCUUCCUUUAGGACCUGACCCAAAACAUUGUAGACUUUCAAUACAUAUACAGAUAUGAUUUAACUAGAAAAGAUAGUAAGUAUAAACUUUUAUACUCCAGUACUCCAGGUGCUUCUCGCUAUUAUUAUAUUUUUAAGUAUUAUUCUAAAAAAUAUCAUGUUAAAGAAUUAAAACUCAAAUAACAGCCGACAUAUUUUUUUAUUCUCCAGAAGUCUCUGCUAGCAUUUCCUUAAACAUACCUACCAUAGAUUCCAUAUAAAAUAAUUUUAUUUCAGUUGAAAUGUGUUUGUGACUCUUUAAUUUUAAGUAAAUUUUUGACUAAUUUUGCUUCGAUAGUAAAAUAUCAAUGAAAUAAAAACUAAUAAUGGUUUAUUGUGCAUCAAACAUUUAAGCCAGUAAUAUACUUUAAGAUUUUAUUUAUGUCUUACUGAAGGGCCUGAGUGUUUACUAGGGAGUGAUAUUUUCAAUUUCUCUUCAAUUAUUUAGUACUUUUUAAAUGAAGUCAACAUAUUUUUUUUAUUUAUUAAUUUAAGAACUAAUAAUCAAUUUAAGUUAAAAUAAUAAAGUAACACCAACUGGUUACUGAUUUUUAAUAAACUUCUGAAUGCCGUUUACAUUCAUCAAUCGCCAUGGCCUCUUCAGUACAAAUGUUUUUACACAACAUACAAUACAACAAUAUUUCCAUUGCAAGUGCCAUCUAGCCCAACAAAUAGAGACUGUUAGAGAAUUUAGUGUAUUCCGCAAUUAUUUUGGCGAUUAAAUUAUACGAAUACACAAACACAAAGAAAACAAGUAAACCACCACCCUAAGAAUUAACAAUAAAUAAUAAUCCUGUCUAUUAUAAAUCGUUCAAGCAAUCGUUUAGCUAUAUGUUUAAGUUUAAUUAAAUGAAUUUUAUUUAGCAAUAAUAAUAUAUAAGAAUAAUAUUGGUUUAAAAAGUGGUACUUUCGUACAACCUCGCUUUAAGCUGUUGGUCGUUUUAUUACGAUGGUUAACUCACUU